UUGUGCGCCCCUAAUCUUCUCCAGGCCCAAACCAAAGUCGAUUCGCCUAGCAGCCAUGCUUGCGCAAAAACGAAUGUUCGACGAGUCGGUCAGCAACAAGGCUUCAAUAUCCCAAGACAAGGUCUUUCUUCCGUUGCUGCCAACUGCAUUCCCUCACCGAUGCGCGUCAAUGUUGGUCAGGCUGGCCUAAGCCUCACCUACUCCCCUUUCUCCAACUCCUCGUCGCCACCAUCCUCUUCCCUAUCCUCCUCCUUUUCAGCCUCUCCGCUAAGCGGGUCUUCCUCUUCGUCGGCCCCCAUCACAUCAACGCCCUCCUCCAUUUCGGGCUCCUUCUCUUCUUCAUCUUCCAGCUCACGCAACUCCCUAUCAACUCGGCCCUCCAGUUCCCGCUCCAAAAACUCUUGCCCUCGAAGGUCCCGUCCAGGUUUACCUUUACACUCAACCUCCUUGUCAGCUUCGUGCCUUUCGUGUCCUUCACUGUCUUGUUCGGCCUAUUCGUCCGUCACCAAACCGACGCGAGUUGCCAAGCUGGCGUCCGGCCAGACCCACGAAAGCCGGAGCCAGUGCGCGCAUGGGAAAACUGCUCAUGCACCCGUUGCCAGGGCCCAUGCCAACGAGCAGAGGGUCUCCGGCUCAAAAUGUGAUAAGACCGUUUCAGUUGCCAAUUCACGUCUGGCCAUGACGACUCAAACUGAGGCGGUAACCAGCAAUCGUUACAUGAGCGGAGGAGGCGUGGGAACCUCGUCUGAGAGCAUCUCUUCGGCGGGAUUCUGUGAGGCGGUGGCAUGCGUCCGACGUCCAGACGGCGGGGAGGACUGCCUCGGAGGCGGGAUGAAGGCCAGCGAAUCCGAGACUGAGACGUCCAGUGAGCCGGUCUCUGAGACCAGUCUGUCGUUGGUGAGUCUGAUGGUGAACCGACAUGUGGCGACGGGGAUGCAUCGCGCCUUUCUGGACACGGGCGGCCGAGGCGGGGCCUCCAAUGGCGACGCAAACCGCAUCCAUUUUGCCGGCCAACAGGGCCAGGCUCCGGCCAGCAUUUGUCGCGAGUGGAUUCGUCAGAUUAUCACCAACGCUCCUGGACCAGCCACUGCCGUCUACCACCUUCUGCUAGCCAAAGUGAGCGCCAUACCGUUCAUGCAGUCGGAAAGUUUUUGCCCAUUUUCGACAUGA
Messenger RNA from Protopolystoma xenopodis, 1170 nucleotides. Lineage: Eukaryota; Metazoa; Platyhelminthes; Monogenea; Polystomatidea; Polystomatidae. The record is from the annotation of a GenBank genome assembly.